Messenger RNA from Stomoxys calcitrans (stable fly), 3375 nucleotides. RefSeq lists its product as uncharacterized. Lineage: Eukaryota; Metazoa; Arthropoda; Insecta; Diptera; Muscidae. The coding region runs from base 928 to 2739 and encodes 603 amino acids. The record is from RefSeq and is a predicted model, not a curated record. Gene Ontology annotation, cellular component: SCF ubiquitin ligase complex. The transcript has 2 exons. Gene Ontology annotation, molecular function: protein binding. Gene Ontology annotation, biological process: SCF-dependent proteasomal ubiquitin-dependent protein catabolic process.
AAUGCUCUCUGCUCUAAUGGUUGUGGGACCAUUCACAAAACAUAGGCGAAUAAACAUAGAUGUGCGUUCGUACAAAUCGCACCGCAACCAACGGAACCGCCGUCGUUUAGCUUUCGUAAAGUACGUAGUGGUUAAGUGAGUGUGCUUCUGUAUCCGCUAGAAUCAACAUCAUAGCCAUAGUCGGUCCGUCGCUAGGUAAUAGAUAAGUUGUAACCCAGAGCUCGUGUGCGUGAACGUAAAAACGUUGUAAGCAGCAACAACAACAACAUCAACCAGAGCAGCAGCAAAAACAACAUUGCUUGGAGUAUUAUGGUGUUCUUAUUUACAAUGAAUAUUAUUGCGCAGGUUGUUGUUUUGCCAUAGAGACGUAGAAAAAAUCCCAUAACAACGUCUCCCUAUCGUCUUACAACAAACAAUACAUACCAACUUCCAUGUGAAUGGAAAGAAAAAAAGCAGUGAAAAUAUGAAAAUAAAAAUAAAAUAAAAAUAUUCAAAAGAAAAUCCUCAUAAAAAUUAAAAGCCUUCGCGCUAAAGUUCUUAGAAUUUCAAAGUGAAAAAAAAGUUUUGGAAAAUUAAAAUUCUAUGAAUAAAAUUUGAAUAAAAAAUUAAAAAAAACAACAGCCUAAUUAAGAAUUCAAAUGGAAUAAAAAGUAAAUAGUCAUAAAAACCCAUCAAAACAGUGGAGGGAAUGUCUAAAAGCCCUUUAGUGGGAAGUGAAAAAUCAAAGCCACUACAUUAAAUUUAUAAAAAAAAAUAAUUUGAUUAAAGUUCCGUGUAGUUAAAUAGAACAAGAAGCACCAGUGAGUUUGUUAACAUCACCACUUCAACGUAAUAGCCACAAAACGAAAAGAUAUCGAGACGGACGUCACAACGACAUUGUAUCAAAGGAGGAGGAGUAGUAGCAGUAGCAGUAACAAAGCCAUCAUCAUGGAUGUAAGAACAACAAACCGGGUUUACAAAGGGCCCAGAAACAAGCAGCUAACUAAUAUGGAGAGUAUGUUGAACCUAGCCAAUUCCCUGGAUGCUUAUAAUGACUGUGAUGUUGCUAACGAAUCUAGUCCCUGUUGGAAUGAUUUACCCAAUGAGCUGUUAAUACACAUUUUCAAAUAUUUGCCCCAUGGAGAUUUACAACAGGUGCGCAUGAUUUGCCGGCGUUGGCAUGACUUGAUGCAAUUGCCUGAAUUUAUGGAUAAAACCAAGAUAGUGGUAAAUCAAGAGAAUAUGGCAAUUUUAAUCGACUCCCUUCGUCAGGAUGCUGAUUUGGCUCAGCGCCUAACAUAUGACACCUUGGAAUUACAUGGCCUAGAACUGAGCAAUGAAGUCAGUGAAAUCCUACAACAUUUGGGUACCAAAGUACACAAAUUGCGCCUUUACAAGUCACCCGUAUUUGCCUUGCUGAAUGAUCACCUGCCCGAGUUAGAAGAGCUCAUAGUCACUCACAUACCCACAGUGCAAAGUGAUAAUAAUUUUUCCUUGAAUUUGGGUAAAUUUCCUAAAUUCAAAGCCUUAGAUAUAGCCUGCAGUAAUGUGACUACCUACAUUAAGACGCACAUGAUUCUAAAUUUGACGCGGGAGGUCUCAGUGAAAAUGGAAAAACUUUGCAUAGAAAUCAAUAGAGAUCAUGAGGAUCUCUUGAUCUAUACUUUGCAGUGCCAUGCCAGCUCUCUGAAACAUUUGGAAAUAAUUUUACGUUCGACUCCUUUGAUGAUUGUAAAAUGGAAGCAGGUCUUUGUUUUGCUGGAAUGUUUGGAGACUUUGAAAAUUACAGGCAUUUCCUGUUACUUAUGGCUGAAGCAUGUCUUUGAAUGCCUGCCCCAAGAGGCUCCUUUGAAACAUUUAGAUUUGAGUGGAGGCCUACAGGUGGAUGAUCCUUUGCUCAAAUUGAUUGUGGACAAAUGGCCCAAUAGCUUAGAGACCAUGGAAUUAAUGUUCUGUAGCUGUCUAACUGAUGAGGGUGUAAAAAGUUUGGGAAAACUUAAAAAAUCUCUAAGAACCCUUAAUAUAUCCCAUUGUUCUAAGAUUUCUUCAAAGGGCCUGCUGCAGGGUUUGGUGGAGGAAACAAAUCCCAUACUCACCAGCCUGGUAUUGAAUGACAUUACCGACUCAGAGUCCGAGGGCAUGUGUUUAGUGGCCCAACGUUUACCCAAUUUGACUUACCUUAGUUUGGAGUCAUGCCGAGAUGCUGUCACUGAUGCCACGUUGGAGAAUAUCUUCAGACAUCAACGAAAAUUGCAACAUUUGAUACUAGAUGACUGUAUGCGUAUAAGUGAUGAGGGUCUCUUGGGCAAUGGUGGUGAUAACCCCUCGACCAUACGUAACCUUAAGGGUCUGCAGAGCCUCUCUCUUAGAGGUUGUCGUAAUCUUUCCAAUCGUGCCUUGGCUAAAGGCCUUAAGUUCCGUGAGCUGCGUAAAUUAGUUUUAGGCUAUUGCCACAAAAUAUCCUCUAUGGGUAUAGAGGAAUUGGUGGAGAAUUGCCGUUGCCUAGAGGAUUUGACCAUUUCCAGUUGCCUUAUGAUUGAUGACGAUGCUAUGUUGCAUAUAGCCCAGGGCUUGCCUCGUUUGCGGCGACUGAAUGUAAGCAACUGUAUUAAUUUGACUGGCCGAUCUAUUGAUUAUGUCGUGGAGUUGUGUAAAUCCUUGAAGGAGUUGUCAAUGUGUGGCAUAGACUCGUUGGAAAUUGAAGAGGUACAAGAUAAGUUCCUGCAAAUGAAACCACAAAUACUGGAGUUGAAUUUAUAAGCGAUAAAGGGUACAAAAACUACAUUAUAGAAAUCUAUAAAAAUAUCUCUUUUUGGGGAUAUACCAAGAAUACAAGGAUCAUUAAAAUGUUAUGGUAAAGUGUAAUUUUUCCUUCAGGUCUUUUAAAAUAGUCAGAUAAAACGAUUAAAAACAUUGUGGAAUAUAAUUUAAAGCUAUAGAAUUGUUUAAGAACGUUCAACAACCAAGAAAAAACUGUUAUACUCCUAUAUUGUUAAAAAUCUCAAAGUGUUAUACUCAGAUAAUGUACCACAAACAAGAAAUUGUGUUCUUUGGGGUCUAUAUAAAUAACUCUAAUUAAAGUAAAACUAUUUUAAAGAUUUCAUUAAUUAAAAUGUUAUACUUGUAUAAUGAGGUGCAGUUUUCUUAAAGUCAAAUUACACAUUCUCUGUAUAUUGUUUAAGAGCAAUUUUAGUUCGAUUCACAACCAAGGACAAAGUGUUAUACUGUCAAACAGUUUUACUGGUCUUAUGCAUUUUCUACCAAACCAACAAUUUGUGUAUUCUCGGGAGUCUAUAAAUUAUUUCAGUGCUGAUAUCUGUGCAGUGAAACAGUUAUACAACUACAAAAAAAAAAAACGGUUUAACAUCUUUGACAGCCAAAUCUCAUUUCUUUUUU